Molecule: messenger RNA, 4314 nt
Organism: Felis catus (domestic cat)
Lineage: Eukaryota; Metazoa; Chordata; Mammalia; Carnivora; Felidae
Gene: ATP1B4
Product: ATPase Na+/K+ transporting family member beta 4
Exons: 8
Coding region: 124-1206 (360 amino acids)
Biological process (GO): potassium ion transport; regulation of DNA-templated transcription; sodium ion transport
Cellular component (GO): sodium:potassium-exchanging ATPase complex; nuclear inner membrane
Source: RefSeq, a predicted model, not a curated record
AGGAGGGUGCACUUUUACUAGGCGACAAGUGUCCCCAGCAACCAGUGUCUCCUGUACCAGCAGAAGCUCGGGAACUCUCACCCCCUUGCCUGCCUCUGCCGCGUCUUUGCCCACUGACCAGCCAUGAGAAGGCAGCUCCGGUCCAGAAGGGCUCCGGCCUCUCCUUACGGUUAUCGCUACAGACUUGACGAUCAGGAUGAAGUAAACCAGAACUACUUGGCAGAUGAAGAGGAAGAAGCGGAAGAAGAGGCUCGGGUGAUGGUGGUACCCGAUUUGGAGGAGGAGGAGGAGGAAGAAGGACAGGAGGAGGAAGAGGAGGAGAUAGAAGAGGAAAAGGAGGAGGAAGAGGGUCAGGGUCCGCCAACAGGCAAUGCCUGGUGGCAGAAAUUGCAGACCGUAAGCGAAUACCUGUGGGAUCCGGAGAAAAGGAUGUCUCUGGCCCGAACAGGUCAGAGUUGGAGCCUGAUCUUAGUCAUUUACUUCUUCUUCUAUGCCUCCCUGGCUGCUGUGAUUACCCUCUGCAUGUACACGCUAUUUCUGACCAUCAGUCCUUACAUGCCGACCUUCACCGAGAGGGUGAAGCCUCCUGGAGUGAUGAUCAGACCCUUCGCCCAUAGCCUUAACUUCAAUUUCAACGUUUCCGAACCUGACACCUGGCAGCAUUAUGUCAUUAGCCUAAAUGGCUUUCUCCAGGGUUACAAUGACAGUCUUCAAGAGGAAAUGAAUGUGGAUUGUCCCCCGGGGCAGUACUUCAUCCAAGAUGGCGACGAGGAUGAAGACAAGAAGGCCUGCCAGUUUAAGCGCUCCUUCCUGAAGAACUGCUCGGGCUUGGAGGACCCUACUUUUGGCUACUCUACUGGACAGCCCUGCAUCCUUCUAAAGAUGAACCGGAUUGUAGGCUUCCGUCCUGAACUUGGAGAUCCUGUGAAGGUUUCCUGCAAAGUUCAGAGAGGUGAUGAAAAUGACAUCCGAUCCAUCAAUUACUACCCAGAGUCGGCUUCUUUUGACCUUCGCUACUACCCUUACUACGGCAAACUGACUCACGUUAACUACACCUCCCCACUGGUGGCCAUGCACUUUACAGACGUGGUGAAGAACCAGGCGGUGCCCGUGCAGUGCCAACUGAAGGGCAAGGGCAUCAUAAAUGAUGUCAUCAAUGAUCGUUUUGUGGGGAGGGUGAUCUUUACUCUGAACAUAGAAACCUAAGAACUUCAGGGGUCACUUCCGCUAGUUCUGUUUCUGUUCUAUUUCAUGGACCCCUGGUAGUUCCUGAAUUCUUUUUCUUCAAUCAGGACACAGCCAGACGGACACUUAAGACAGCAGAUGAUCUUUCCUUGCCUUUGACAUAUGUGUAAAAUGACAUUGUGGCAUUGAUUUUUUAAAGGUAGUCUCUCCUGAUGACAAAUAGAUUCUAUUAAUUUCCUCCCCCUGCCCCCACUUAAACGAAAACCGGUCUUGCUGCUACAAGCCUCUCACCGUAGUGUAAACAUAGUGUCUGAUAAAAUUCACAAGGGCCAUGAAGGAGACUUUCUAUGAUGGUUUGAAAUUCAUCGUGUUUUGUAAGAUUCUGUUGUUUUGAGAGGUGAGAUUCCUCCCGACCAGGCUGAUAACUAACCUUUUUGUUUGUUUGUUUUUGUCUUAACCUGCCUGGCAAGUUCCUUCCCUGGGAAUCGCCGAUCAGACCAACCCAGAAUACACCUAGGGCUACCAGGCCUAGAGAACUCUAUACCCAAGGGUGCUUGAGGGACUGGCUGUCUCAAAUGGGCAACUAAAACAAAUACUGAUUUGAAGACUAGGUUAUCUUCAACUGGGACAGAAAGCAGUGCUAACUGGAUAUCGUUCUGGAAUAGAAACGAAGACCUUUCCUAGGACUUUUUUGGGAGGCGGGGUCCAUAGCGACUGGGGCGAAUACCUACCAUGUGGAUGUGACCGGUAUUUGAUUCCUUGCUCUGUGGUGUCAUCAUCCAAAGGCCAACAUCCUUGCAUGCAGGUCUGCCUCGGCUUCAGGGAAAGGAAAAAACAAGGAAGAUUUCCGCCAGCGAAUUAUUCUUGGGCUGUCUGCUUGACAGUACUAUAAUGUUCUUUGAGAACAUUGGGGAUGGGCGUGUUGACCCCCGGCUACAGCCCUGGGGAUUGAAAUCAUGGUCUGCCAACUGAUACGUGGCGAGACAGAGAGCUCCUGCCGGGCCACCCUAAAUCCAAGGCCCGUUGCUAGCGUUCCAUUUGGCUAGAAAACAUGAGGCCGAUGUUUACCCAGGUGGUGGAUCGGCCAGGCUGCUUUGGCCUGGGAUCAUUCCACUGCGUCUUAACACCUCCACCAGGGGGAGGGCUGGGACAAGGAGAAAAAGCGAGCAUUUGAGAAUGGCAUAGGGUCUCAGGGUCCAAAGUAAGCUGAAAUGCCAUCUAGAAGCAUCCGGAGUCUGAAUGUCCUCUAUACUGUUUAUGCUCUCCCGAAACAGGGAACUGGCAGUCUGGUAGUGAAGACAUAUAAGCAGAGAAGUGACUAGGAACUCGUGUGACGAGUUAUAAAACCAGUAUGUGGAAAUGCUAGGGGAACAUGAGGAAAAGUAACUAACUUGAGCUGAGAAGGUAGCAGAGGGAAUUUCACCUGCAAAGUCACGAUCACGGAAGACCACGGUGUGUUUGGGUAACUGGGGGCAGUUCGUGUGGCUGGAGUGUAAGGGGCUCAGAGGAAUGACCAGGAGUGGCAGGGGAUUAGACUAGAGAGAGAGCCCUAGAGAGAGGGCUGGGGUUUAAUCCAGUAAGUGAAAAGGAGUCAUUAAAGUCUUUUAAGCAGGGAAGCUCUGUGAUCAUAUUCGCACUUCAGAAAGAGCACUUUGGCAGCCACAAUAGGAAGGGUGGGUCGGAGAGGCCAAGCCUGGGGAAUGAGGGAGAAGGAAGAGUCGAGAAUGACUCCACGGUUUUGAGCGUGGCUGGAACCGGCGUGAUGGUGAUGUUGUUGAUCAAGACUGGGAACACAAGAGAGGAGCGAGAUUGGAGAGCAAGAUGUGGUCCAUUUCGGACGUUUAAAGCUCAUGAUUCCUAUUGGUCGGACACUGAUCACAAGCCGUAAUCACAAGCGGGGUGGGGGAGAAGGAAAUCUGAGAACAAAAGCAACAUGUGCCUAAGUGAACUCUCUUAAGAAAUUCUAAGCUAUUUAAUCUCAGGCAUCUGAGCCAGUCCUGUAAACACACCACAGCGAUCUAGUCUCUCAGAUACUGUUUUUCUCUCCGCUUGUGGCAGGAGGCGCUCCUAGGGUGUUUCAGAAUCCCCUUCCCACUUGCAACUCAGUAGAGGGGAGCUGACCUCUACUAACAAGCGACGAAAGAUAUUCGAUGGCAGAUCUGUGGAAAAUACAAAACAAAACAAAACAAAACAAAACAACGAAACUGUCUUCCCCAACCCCUUUCCUUACCAGAUUCGAGUUUCAGAGCGAAUCUUUUAAAAAAGAAAGAAACGAAAGACUUGAAGACUAUAACUUGAAAACCACUUAAAAAAUACCUCCGAAAAACCAAACUCUCAAGAUUCAGUAGCAAAAGGUCAUAGAACAUUAGGUCUGGAAAAGGAUAUUAGAGUGUUUAGAGAAAUCAACCUGCCUCGCAUCUGACUCCAGGUCCAGGGCUCUUUCUACUCUGAGCUGCUGCUUACCAGGAAGCACCGUCCUUUUUAAAAAUCAAUGGGUGAUCCCGAACAUUUUGAAGCAUAUGUCAAAUUUGAGUUCGAAUAGUUAACAUUUCACAGGAAUUCAACUACUGGUGCUAUAUUUGAUACAUAAUACAUUAUCCCAUUACAUCCGUUGACUAUUCCACAGACAAGGAAUUGUGAAUUUUUUGUCAUACCGUAGUUUUCAUUCAAUGGAAUCCAUUGGAUCCACAGUUUCAAAGCAGUAUUGAAUAGUACUGGGAUGGUUUGGGUUGUUAGCUGGGACAUGAAAAAAAAUAGCUUUAUUACACAGAACUGGAUAUAAUUAUAUAUAUAUAUAUAUAUAUAUAUAUUCAUGAAAAUAGAAUUCUAACAGUUCAACCAACUUGAGGUGGGUUCAUUUAAAUCAUCCCCCACACGGCAAACGUGCCAGGAUUUGAUUUGUAUCCCAUCGGCCGCAAUGCACUUGGUUUUACUUAGUUGUCAAUGAGAAUUACUACUUCAAAUGCCUUCAUGGUUUUGUCCAUGCUAGAUUUAUGAUUUCUCACCCCUCCAAACUCAUUACCCUAAAGUAACUUUUCUCAGGCAUCUAUUUGCUGGGAAUCUUCAUGUAGAAAACAUUACUAUUGUAUUGAGGAGUUGUUGACAACAAUAAAUUGAAAUAAAAAAGAA